Messenger RNA from Soboliphyme baturini, 800 nucleotides. The record is from the annotation of a GenBank genome assembly. NCBI's taxonomy places the organism in Eukaryota, Metazoa, Nematoda, Enoplea, Dioctophymatida, Soboliphymatidae.
AUGAAGUUGAUCAGGAAAGAGUUCGUCAAAGACGGAGCCGGGACUGUGACGAUGGUGCCCGAAGAAGAUGAGGAUAUGUGGCACGCGUAUAACCUCAUCCAAGAGGGCGAUCUGCUGCGCACGUCGACCCUCAGAAAGGUCACAUCAGAAAGCGCUACCGGUUCUACCAGUAGUUUCAGAGUACACAUUACGCUUACAGUCGAGGUGGAAAGUAUCGAUUACGACAGCGCAUCUGGCAUGCUGCACGUCAAAGGCAAAAAUAGGGAAGAAAACCAGUACGUCAAACUUGGCGCCUAUCACACUCUUGACCUGGAAAUGAACCGCAAAUUCUCGCUGACCAAGGCUUGCUGGGACAUCGUUCACUUGGAGCGCAUCGAAACUUGUUGCGACGUAGCCCAGCGGGCGGACGUCGCCGCUGUAGUCAUGCAAGAAGGCCUGGCGCAUAUCGACAUUAACAUCCCGCGCAAACGUAAGGGCAACGUCACUCAGCACGAGAAGGGCCUUCUGAAGUUCUUCGACGCCGUUAUACAGGCGAUCAUCCGUCACGUGAACUUUGACGUCGUCAAGUGCGUCAUCCUCGCGAGCCCCGGCUUCAUUAGAGAAGAGUUCUACAACUACAUGUUCCAGCAAGCAGAUAAGGAAGGCAACAAGGCAUUGUUGGAAAACAAACCUAAGGUAAUGAAAGUGAUACGGAAUUUGUUUGGUUUAAAAUGCUUGGUCAUAUAUCUGGAAAAAGCCACGUGUACGAUUCAAACGGUGCUUGUUAGCAUUGUGAGAGUUAGCAAGGGAAAAGGUUAAAU